Cyclocybe aegerita is the source of this 795-nucleotide messenger RNA. Lineage: Eukaryota; Fungi; Basidiomycota; Agaricomycetes; Agaricales; Hemipholiotaceae. The record is from the annotation of a GenBank genome assembly.
AUGUCAACUCCUCCAAGCCUAUGGGGGAGAUAUUUCCAGAGGUCUGGACAGAUUCUCGGGAAGACUCUAUCUGAUAUCGUUCUAAUGAAAGGCGCGGACGGACCUGUACGCGCUCCCCGAACGCUGUUCUCGUACAACACCGCAGAAGAAAUCAACCAAAUUGCUACUGGGUGCGACGCGGACAUCGGCGGCCUGUCCACCGUGAACUUUACUCUGAAUACAAGACCAGAGAUUAACCAGCCCAUUGGAAAGCCCGCGACGGGGAUGUUUUGGGGCGACAUGCGCACGCAGGUCAAACCUGGGAUGCAAGGCAAGAUUCGGGGAGGGUAUGCGGGGUUCCGAAAUAAGAACAAACCGACGAUGUUCGGAAACAUGACGGACGACGCGUCCGCACACGAUUACCUUGCCCUCCGAGUCCGCGCUGCCGGAGAUCCUCAAACCCACAAUUCCUUCUUCGUCAACAUCCAGACGGAGGGUCCUAUCUCCAGGGACCUAUGGCAACAUAGACUAUAUUUCAAGAAGCAAAAUGGCUCUUGGGAGGACGUCUAUCUGCCUUUUGCCAAUUUCGUGCGGACGAACGCUGGAGAGAUGUCAGAAAAUCAAAUGACUAUGCUAAGAGAGAAGAUUCGGAGCAUAGGAAUAUCAAUCCUAGGUGGAAAUAGUGGGAUUGAGGGCAGGUAUGAGCUGGGUAUCGACUCGGUACGCAUCGUCAAUGAGGAAGAUGUGGAUUAUACAACUUUCGGCAGCAAGUCAGAUUCAGAAAAAGAUCCAUUUGAUGAGAAAGUAACUCUAUAG